Molecule: messenger RNA, 843 nt
Organism: Fonsecaea nubica
Lineage: Eukaryota; Fungi; Ascomycota; Eurotiomycetes; Chaetothyriales; Herpotrichiellaceae
Exons: 4
Coding region: 1-843 (280 amino acids)
Molecular function (GO): heme binding; iron ion binding; monooxygenase activity
Source: RefSeq, a predicted model, not a curated record
AUGAGCGAAGAGGAGCCGAAUGUCAAGAUGAGGAUAGUAGUCGUGAUCAUAUUUGUCCCUAUAUCGCUGUUGCUGUAUGCUGUUGCCAACGUUGUCUACAAUGUGUAUCUACACCCCCUGAGACAAUACCCCGGCCCCAAAGCCUGGGCCGCGAGCAGACUUCCCUGGUUCUACAAUACGACCAGCGGUCAGAUCCACACGCGACUCACGGCACUCCACAAGCAAUACGGCCCUGUUGUGAGGAUUGCUCCCAACGAGCUCUCCUAUACCGAGCCGGCGGCAUGGAGGCAGAUUUACGGCCACAGGUCGGUGGAAAUGCCCAAGGACCUCGAUGGUGCCGGGAUCAUGCCAUCCUCCAACGGGGCUUAUUCUAUCGUCAACGCGCCCCAUGACCACCACCUACGCCUUCGACGGGCGAUCGCUCCCGCGUUUUCGGAAAAGGCCCUCCGCGAGCAAGAGAGCAUGUUGCAGACUUACGUCGAUCUUCUCGUGUCGCGGCUGAAGGAAACUUGUAAGCGUGGACCUCAGGAUCUCGUGUCGUGGUACAAUUUCGCCACAUUCGAUAGACUCUGUCACAUGGGCCUCGAGAACAUCAUGUCCAUCCACUCUGCCUCUGAAGUCGUCGCAAAUGCUGACACGCUCGAAGAUAUCGAGUUAUCCGGGCGCAUUACAGUUCCGACCGAACCAAGCAAUGUCCAGCACGAGAUGAAGACAAAUGGUGCUGCACACGUCAACGACAUCGACUCCGACGGGUUCAGGUCUCGGGAAGAACUGGAUGUGCUGGUCAUAGGUACCGGCUUCAGUGGCUGCUAUGCCUUGCACAAGCUCCGAAAACUGGGAUAG